AUGCCCGUCACUGCUAGUCCAAAUGAUGGAAUCAUGAAUGCUACUGGAAUCAGCCGAGAGCCCAAUGUCUGGAUUGGAUACACCAAACACGCCCGUAACUACCUCGACAAACAAGCCAAAGCACCCAACACGGAGCAGCAAAUACGCCAUCUUAAAGAGUUCUACAAGCAACAUUUCAGCUCGACGGAGCGUGUCAUGUUGCGUUGGUUAUGGUGCCAGAGACCCGUCGUUCAGAUAUGCGAGAUCAUCCCCACCUGA
This is a messenger RNA of Alternaria viburni, 258 nucleotides long. RefSeq lists its product as uncharacterized. The record is from RefSeq and is a predicted model, not a curated record. The coding region runs from base 1 to 258 and encodes 85 amino acids. The transcript has 2 exons. NCBI's taxonomy places the organism in Eukaryota, Fungi, Ascomycota, Dothideomycetes, Pleosporales, Pleosporaceae.